AUUAAACAAGCGCAACAACUCUUGUUUGGUCUUGUAGAUGUAGCAAAACAGCUCUCUUUAUUCAAUUGAAUGAAGCUUUGACAAUCACACGACCAGAUUGGGUUGUUUCCCCAUCAGGGGGCCACACAAGAGGUGGCUGCUAUAGGAUCUUCUUCAGCAAGUACUGCUUUCCUUGUUUUAAAGGAGAAAGAAAAUAAGACACACUAUUGUUUUUUUCUGUGUGAAGACUUUUCUUUCUCCCUUCUCACAAUCUGUAACAAUCACUGGCAACUUCUAAGAUCAUAUCAGUGAUUGUGAGAAGCUUAAGGCUUAACAGCUCCAGUAGUAGUAGCUGCUUCAAGCAAAACUAAGUUCAAUUCCAAUGGAGUUAACUCCAAGAGGAAGAACCCAAGGCCAUGUGUUGACCUUUGAGAGAGAUGCAGAUUCCUUUGUGGAGGAAGAUAAGGAGCUUCAGUCCAAGUGGGCUGCUAUAGAGAAACUACCUACUUUCAAAAGGAUUAAGACUUCUUUUGUUGAUGUCAGUCAGGAGGAGGGUGCAAGCAGCAGCAGCAGCAGCACUGUCAUCACGUUGAGAAGCGGCAGCAAAAGGGUGGCUGAUGUUUCCAAGCUUGGAGCUGUGGAAAAGCGUUUGUUCAUUGACAAGCUCAUCAAGCACAUUGAGAAUGAUAACCUCCAACUGCUGCAGAAACUUAGAGAAAGGAUGGACAGAGUCAAUGUGAAGUUACCUACUGUGGAGGUCAAGUACAAGAACCUGAAUGUAAGAGCAGAAUGUGAGGUUGUUCAAGGGAAGGCAUUGCCAACUCUAUGGAACUCUUUUUCUAGCUCACUUUCUGGUUUCAUGAAGAAUAUAUCGUGUACUUCUCAAGGGGCAGAGAUAAGCAUUCUGAAUGAUGUCAGUGGCAUCAUAAAGCCAUCAAGGCUUACUCUUCUUCUCGGUCCACCAGGGUGUGGGAAAACGACUUUGUUAAAGGCACUGGCUGGAAAAUUAGAGCAAUCUCUCAAGUUUUCUGGAGAAAUCUCUUACAAUGGCUACAAGCUAGAUGAAUUUGUUCCCCAAAAAACAUCUGCUUACAUAAGCCAAUAUGACCUGCACGUUCCAGAGAUGACAGUGAGAGAAACAAUCGACUUUUCAGCACGCUGCCAAGGUGUUGGAGGCAGAGCUGAUCUAGUGGCUGAAAUCAGCAGGAGAGAAAUAGAAGAAGGGAUCAUCCCUGACCCAGAUAUUGAUACCUAUAUGAAGGCAAUUUCAGUUGAAGGACAAAGCGAAAAUCUUCAAACAGAGUAUGUUUUAAAGAUUCUCGGACUGGAUAUCUGUGCUGACAUACUGGUAGGUGAUGCACUAGAUAGAGGCAUUUCAGGUGGACAGAAGAAAAGGCUAACUACUGGAGAAAUGAUUGUGGGUCCUAUAAAAGCUCUUUUUAUGGAUGAAAUAUCAACUGGCUUGGACAGCUCCACAACCUUUCAAAUAGUUACAUGUCUCCAGCAAUUGGUGCACAUCACAGAUGCAACUGCAGUGCUUUCACUCCUUCAGCCAGCACCAGAAACCUAUGAGUUAUUUGAUGAUCUUAUAUUAAUGGCAGAGGGGAAGAUAGUAUACCAUGGCCCCCGAAGCCAAGCACUCCAAUUUUUUAAGGAUUGUGGUUUCUGGUGCCCAGAAAGAAAAGGAGUGGCAGACUUUCUUCAAGAGGUAAUCUCUAAGAAGGAUCAAAGGCAAUACUGGUACCGCACUGAUAUUCCUUACAAAUAUGUUUCAGUGGAUGAAUUCUCUCAAAUAUUCAAAUCAAGUUAUUGGGGGAGAAUGUUAAAUGAUGAGCUCUCACGGCCAGAUGAUAAAUCAGAGUCCCAUAAAAAUGCUUUAUCAUUUAGCAAGUACUCCUUGGGAAAAUUGGAUUUGUUUAAAGCUUGUAUGAAGAGAGAGAUUCUUCUCAUGAAACGGAACUCAUUUAUCUAUGUAUUUAAAACUGCACAGCUAACAAUCACAGCUAUCAUAACAAUGACAGUCUUCAUACGUACUCAGCGGGCUGUGGACUUGAUAGGUGCAAACUAUUUAUUGGGUUCAUUGUACUAUACACUUGUCCGCCUCAUGACUAAUGGGGUUGCAGAGUUAAUCAUGACUAUUACUAGACUCCCUGUUGUUGAUAAGCAGAAGGAAUUCUAUCUCUAUCCAGCUUGGGCAUACUGCCUUCCAUCGGCCAUUCUAAAGAUUCCAUUUUCAGUUCUUGAUUCUAUAGUUUGGACAUCAGUAACAUAUUAUGUUAUAGGCUACAGCCCUGAAAUAACAAGGCAAGUACUUUGUUUAAUUUCAUGCACACACAAAAUAGCCUACUUUUCUUUUACUUUGCAAAGUUUUUCUUAUCUCUCUCUCUCUUAUGGGAUUAGGUUCCUCCGCCAGUUUCUUUUGUUGGUCACUUUGCAUAUGUCAUCAACUUCCAUGUGUCGUUGUCUUGCUUCAGUUUUCAAAACUGAUGUUGCAGCUACAACUGUUGGUUCCUUGGUCUUAGUACUGAUGUUCUUGUUUGGAGGCUUUAUUCUUCCUCGGCCAUCACUACCACGGUGGUUGAGGUGGGGAUUUUGGCUUUCUCCCAUGUCAUAUGGGGAAAUAGGAAUAACACUAAAUGAAUUUCUUGCUCCUCGCUGGCAAAAGAUCCAAGAGGGAAAUAUCACUGUAGGGAGGGAGGUUCUUAGGAGUCACGGUUUAGAUUUUGACAGCCACUUCUAUUGGCUAUCAGUUGGAGCCCUACUUGGUUUCACCAUACUAUUUGAUUUUGGAUUUGUCUUGGCAUUAUCAUACAUAAAACAGCCUAAGAUGUCUCGAGCUUUAGUCUCAAAAAAGAGGCUCUCUCAACUAAGGGAACGAGAAACAAGCAAUAGUGUGGAACUAAAGUCAGUUACUGUUGAUAUUGGCCACACACCAAGGGAAAAUCAAAGCACAGGGAAAAUGGUCUUGCCCUUUGAGCCACUGUCAAUAGCAUUUAAGGACGUCCAGUAUUUUGUUGACAUUCCUCCGGAGAUGAAAAAACAUGGUUCUGAUGAGAAAAGGCUACAAUUGCUCUGUGAUAUCACAGGAGCAUUUAGGCCAGGAAUUCUCACUGCACUGAUGGGGGUCAGUGGAGCAGGAAAGACAACUUUGAUGGAUGUUCUUUCAGGAAGAAAAACUGGAGGUAUCAUUGAAGGAGAUAUAAGAAUUGGAGGAUACCCCAAAGUGCAAAAGACAUUUGAAAGAGUUUCAGGUUACUGUGAGCAGAAUGACAUACAUUCUCCAUAUAUAACCGUUGAAGAAUCUGUCACAUACUCAGCUUGGUUACGGUUGCCAACAGAAAUUGAUUCUGUCACAAAAGGGAAAUUUGUUGAAGAAGUCCUUGAAACAAUUGAACUUGAUUAUAUAAAGGAUUGUUUAGUUGGCAUCCCUGGUCAAAGUGGCUUGUCUACCGAACAGCGUAAAAGACUAACCAUUGCAGUGGAGCUGGUUUCCAAUCCAUCAAUAAUAUUCAUGGAUGAACCUACAUCUAGUUUGGAUGCUCGAGCAGCUGCAGUUGUUAUGCGUGCAGUGAAGAAUGUUGUUGCCACUGGCAGGACGACAGUUUGCACUAUACACCAACCAAGCAUCGACAUAUUUGAGACUUUUGAUGAGUUGAUUCUAAUGAAAUCUGGAGGACGGAUUAUUUAUAGCGGAAUGCUAGGCCAUCAUUCAAGUAGACUGAUUGAAUAUUUUCAGAAUAUACCUGGGGUGCCAAAGAUCAAGGACAAUUAUAAUCCUGCAACCUGGAUGUUGGAAGCUACCUCUGCAUCUGUAGAAGCAGAACUUAAAAUAGAUUUUGCACAAAUAUAUAAAGAGUCCCACCUUUGCCGGGAUACCCUUGAAUUGGUGAGAGAGUUGAGUGAACCACUGCCAGGUUCAAAAGAUUUGCACUUUUCAACUCGCUUCCCACAAAAUAGUUUGGGACAGUUCAUGGCAUGCCUUUGGAAGCAACACUUGUCUUAUUGGAGAAGUCCUGAGUACAACUUAACACGUUUCAUUUUCAUGAUUGUUUGUGCAAUCAUAUUUGGAGCAGUAUUCUGGCAGAAAGGGAAAAAAAUAAACAAUCAGCAGGAUUUGUUCAACGUACUUGGAUCAAUGUAUAUUGCUGUAAUAUUCUUGGGUCUAAAUUACUGUUCAACAAUUCUACCAUAUGUGGCUACUGAGCGUGCUGUCUUGUAUCGAGAAAAAUUCGCUGGAAUGUACUCUUCCACAGCUUAUUCAUUUGCACAGGUGGUCAUUGAAAUACCAUAUAUCUUGGUGCAAUCAAUUUUAUAUGUGGCUAUCACAUAUCCAAUGAUAGGUUUCCAUUGGUCAGUUCAGAAAGUGUUUUGGUACUUCUACACCACAUUCUGUACAUUUUUAUACUUUGUAUAUCUUGGAAUGAUGGUAAUGUCGAUGAGCUCAAAUCUCGAUAUAGCUUCUGUAUUGUCGACUGCAGUCUACACCAUAUUCAAUCUCUUUUCUGGAUUCCUCAUGCCAGGACCGAAAAUUCCUAAAUGGUGGAUUUGGUGCUACUGGAUUUGUCCUACUGCUUGGUCCUUGAAUGGCCUCCUAACUUCACAAUAUGGAGACAUAGAGAAGGAGGUACUUGUAUUCGGGGAACGAAAAUCAGUUGGUUCCUUUUUAAGAGAUUACUAUGGGUUCCGGCAUGACAGAUUAAGCCUCGUGGCUGUGGUGCUCAUUGUUUACCCAAUUGUUUAUGCCUCUCUGUUUGCCUAUUUCAUAAAGAAAAUGAAUUACCAAAAGAGAUAAGAUAGACACAGACACAGACACACAUUGGAUCUUCAGCAGUAUGGUGGCUUUAAUUUUCAUGUAUAGAAAUAUAGAAAUAUGUGGCUGUGGCUACAUGGAUUAGCAAGAUCUGUACUGCAAGGUGUUUAUAUAUAAUAUUCAGAUUUGUUUUAUAGUUCUGUUGUUGGUACUGUAGACCCUGAGGUGCUUACAAACAAACAUGUCAACAAGUGAGAUAGGUUUAUGGGACUUAAAGUCCAGUUAUUUUUUCAGAAAAAAGCUAGUUAUGCAGUGAUAAAGAAUAUUCAAGUUGUAUAAGUUAAAAUAACACCUUUUCAUUAAUAAAACUGAGGGCUUAAAAAA
Molecule: messenger RNA, 5113 nt
Organism: Glycine soja
Lineage: Eukaryota; Viridiplantae; Streptophyta; Magnoliopsida; Fabales; Fabaceae
Product: pleiotropic drug resistance protein 3-like
Exons: 23
Coding region: 362-4771 (1469 amino acids)
Cellular component (GO): membrane
Molecular function (GO): ABC-type transporter activity; ATP binding; ATP hydrolysis activity
Source: RefSeq, a predicted model, not a curated record